GUGAUUUUAUGUACAGAUGAAUACUUAAAAACCUGCUUAGAAAAUUGUCAAAUACAUGUAUUGCAAUCACAAUAAGACAUACCCUGUACUCCCAUUUUAUGCACUGGUACAUGUUCGUCCAUGAGAUUAUUCUUUAAUAAGGCAUAAAUAUCUGAACUAGUCUUACAGCUGUAUAGAUAAAUUAAAUAUAUUAGAGGAAUAGAUAUAUAGUUGAAAACCUGUACAUAUAUACACAUCACCCUCAUACACUGGUACCUGAAAAUCCAUUAAAUUAAUCAUAUAUAUUAACUAUAAUAAUAAUAAAAGUAAUUACAUUAUUAAUACAAUUUCAUUUUACUGUUUUGCGACAGGUCAUCAAGUUCCCAAAGAACCCUAGAGAUGUAAAUGAACCAUGACCAAGUUCCAUGGAAUCGCCCACCUGCCUGGAAUUAUUGGAGCAAUAGAUGGCACACAUGUUUGCCUACAUGGUUGCUGCCUUAAGCCCGACGAGCAUAUCUUCGUAAAUAGAAAAAGCAGGCAUUCGAUCAAUGUGCAACUCGUGUGCGACGCAAAAUUCCGCAUUACCAACGUGGUAGCCAGAUGGGGAGGCAGUACACACGACAGUCGCAUCUUGGAGAACAGUAAGUUGGCUCGAAAGUUCGCCGCUGGACAGUACAAAGGCAUUUUGUUGGGGGACUCAGGGUAUCCCCUUUUCCCUUGGUUAAUGACCCCUCUAUCUCAUCCCAGGACAGAUCAGGAAAAUGCCUACAACAAUGCACACGCAAAAACAAGAUCGAUCAUUGAACAACUUAACGGCCAGCUUAAGAACAAGUUUAGAUGCUUACUAGGCCAUGGAUUGCCUUUCAUCCCUGUGAGAUCAUAUGUCGGGUAAUAACAGCGUGUUGUGUACUAUUCAAUCUUGCAAAAGAUUUUAAAGAACCAAUUUUGGAGGGUGAGGAUGUCCCACUACCUGCAGCAGAAGAGGAUGCCUUAGAGGUGGAACAAGACAAUGACAUUAAUGGUGUAGCUGUCCGAUCGAAUAUCAUUGCAACCUUUGUCUAAGGACAUCUCCAGUUGGAGCAGUACAGUGUAGGCCUAUCAUUAUCUUGAAUUACUUUAUUUGUAUAGAUAUGAACUUACAUAGAUGUAAUACAUCGUUACACAGUUAGUCAGAAAAGAUCAGAAUCUUCCUAUCUACAAUUUGCCUGGUGCCUUGUGAGUCAUAGUUCUUGCUAUUAGCAUUUCAGUGUUUCAAUUACAUGGGUCCAUCUGAUCUACUAGGACUAUAUCAAGAGGUGACUGGUAGAAUAUAUUACCAAUAAAGCCCAACAUAUGAGAGGGACUUUAAUUACAAAAACUACAUUUCACAAAAUUUGAAUGAUGAACAUGUUCAUUCUUUUUUAAUGAGUGAAAUAAAUUUAAU
Messenger RNA from Strongylocentrotus purpuratus (purple sea urchin), 1402 nucleotides. Its product is annotated as putative nuclease HARBI1. The coding region runs from base 392 to 871 and encodes 159 amino acids. NCBI's taxonomy places the organism in Eukaryota, Metazoa, Echinodermata, Echinoidea, Camarodonta, Strongylocentrotidae. The record is from RefSeq and is a predicted model, not a curated record. The transcript has 3 exons.